CUCUCACUGAUUAUAAUUCUUCACAAAUCCUGUCAUCAUCUCCAUUCAUCCAUCCAUCGUCUGUCCGCUUGUUUAAUGAUGCCCUCAGUGUUCGAUUUUCCAUCAUCAUGAAUCAGACUUUUGGUCCACCUACAUAUCGAUCUCAGCCCUUAUCCUCCCCAUCUUCGAUUUGCUCAAAUGAUAGUCAAGAUCAAUCCGAUAAAUCUGACAUUGAGUCAACAGACGAAGACGACUUGACGGUCGUAGACACCUUAUCUCACGUCACCAGACCUAGCCCAAGUCCACCUCAAUGGAACAAGUUCCCGCCUAAGGGCACGACAAGUAAGGCUGGAGCCAGUCGGCCCACCUUCUCCAAGCGUCGCCUAGCCUUCUUUCGUUUACAGGCCCGCUACCCCCGCGUUUCCGCCUUGCUCUCACGCAAUGGACUUGAUGUCAAUCAGCGACUUAUUGUCGGUGAUUUUGUCACAACACACAAAAACCUUGUGGGUGACCAACUGACUGAGAUCUACGGUGAUACUACUAGCCCACCACCGUCCAUCCUCGAUCUUGUGCCUUCCUCAUGGAAAACUUCACAACUGCCGGAGGAAUUGUUGGAAGUUGGUGCUCGGUUUCGCCAGAGCGACCGCCCCGAGCUAACCACCAGCCCCCGAGACUCAAAGCCGACGAAAUGCAAUGACCGUCCUCUUCACUGGGUUUACGACCAAAGCCAAACACUUGCACAUAUCAAGGAAUGUGGAGAUACUCGAGAUCUAGCAACUCCGCAGGUGCCCCACGGUCAGUACCCGCUGCCUCCCAGAGCGUCAGUCCUAGCUCCCUCCCCUAGAACAUCUGCAUUUGCCUCACUGGCUGCCACUCCAGCACCAUCUACCCAGCCGUUGACAGCCUCGCAUUCGACAUUUACUCGGGGCCAAACUCCUGUCACCACACUUCACUCAGUCCCAGGAACUUAUAUACCCAAGCUGUUCUGGACAUGUCCAUGGUACCAGAAGGAUCCUAUUGGGCAUCACAAUUGCCGCUCUUAUAAAGCUAAGAGGAUUGACUCUGUUUUGAGACAUCACGCCAACGAAAAACAUGCAGAUGAUCUUACCCCCGAGAUUAAAUCACGCAUCAACGCAAUCGGCAGACAGCCCUCGGCCGAGGCUAGAUGGAACGCUAUUUACAUGGCCAUUCAUGGGGACGAUCCUGCGAAUGUCCCCUCAGGCUACUGGACGGAAUCGACACAAGACCUCGAAGUGAAAGAAGUCGUCAAUAGAAAUCUAGAAUCAGCCAGGGUCAGCGGGCUGGGCCCGCAACAGUUUGUGCACGAAAUGCAAGAGCUGGCUUUCAAGGAGUGGCAAGAGAACAAUGCAACAAUAUAUGCAAGGUAUGCACGGAUGCUGCACAUAGCUUGCACUGUAGCACCUUUGUUGGUCAAUGGGGGACACAACACACACCCCGGACCGAUCCCGUCAUCUGAGUCUGUCAUCGAUUUCAAUUUGGGACCAUACAUGGUCCCAAAUUCGAACGUCGCGAAUGGGGUUCCAUAUGGUUGGCGCGCAUCAUCCUCAUCCAUGGAACAAGCGGUCCCUUCCCUUAAUGACAUACAGGAACCGUUCUUCGAGCCUUUUCAUCAAGACAACACGGUCUGGCCACCGGUGAAUUAUUCUUACAAUCCAUUCUCGCUUACAUCUCCCCAGCUUGGUCAAUCAGUCCCGUCCUAUAUUCCUCCUGCUGAGGUCCAGCUCUCAGACACCAAUACCUUAGGAUCCUUAAAUGUGACACCACCAUCCACACAUAGAUCUGAUUCAUCAGGUGAUCCUAAGGCUCCAUCUCCCGAUUCUGGUUAUGUCUCUGAGCCCAAUUUUGGUUAA
Molecule: messenger RNA, 1850 nt
Organism: Exophiala mesophila
Lineage: Eukaryota; Fungi; Ascomycota; Eurotiomycetes; Chaetothyriales; Herpotrichiellaceae
Exons: 3
Coding region: 108-1850 (580 amino acids)
Source: RefSeq, a predicted model, not a curated record